AGGAAGUGAGGGAGGGAGUAUAAUGGUACCUGGCACCCAGAGCGUCCCGCACUGUGGCAGGUGAGAGCGGCCACCCGGGUCAGUGUUUCUGGAGGCAUGUUUGCGUGUGUAGUGACGCUCCUCGCUCUCUCCGCCUUCUCUAUAGGCGGGGUAGAGGCCCAGCACAACCAGCAAGUUGUGUGCUACUUGGGGUCAUGGGCGGUCUACAGACCGGGAGCGGGCAAGUUCGACAUAGAAAACAUCGACCCAACUCUCUGUACCUCCCUCAUCUACUCCUUCGUUGGCCUCAAUGAGACCAACUUCUCUAUCACGUCUCUUGAUGUCGAAUACGACAUUAACAAAAAGGCUCUUGAAAGGUUCGUCAAUAUGAAGAGUCUGAACCCACGACUGAAGGUGCUAGUGGCUAUUGGAGGCUGGACGGAAGGUUCCACCAAGUACUCAGCUAUGGCUAAAACUGAAACAAGCAGGAAAGCCUUCAUCAACUCAGCUGUUCAAUUCAUCCAAACUCACAAGCUGGAUGGUCUCGACUUAGAUUGGGAAUACCCGGCCAACAGAGGAGGUGUUCCAGAGGACAAGGAAAACUUUGUUGAACUGGUCAAGGAGCUGCGUAAGGAAUUCAACAAAUAUGGCUGGAUGCUCACGGCUGCCAUGGCUGCAGGAAAAUCUACAAUUGAAACAGCUUAUGACGUUGAUGACUUGGUCGACGAACUAGAUUAUAUCCACAUCAUGGCUUACGAUUAUCACGGCAAGUGGGAUGGAAAGACUGGGCUCAAUGCUCCGUUGUAUUAUAGAGACGAUGAAUCUGAUGAUGACCAGGUUCUUAAUGUAGAUGCCACAGUGAAGCUUUACCUGAAGUUAGGAGCCCCGGCACACAAGCUAGUGCUUGGUGUUGGCUUCUACGGGAGGACCUUCCUUCUUAGCGAUCCCUCCAACUCUGGCAUCGAUGCCCCAUCGCUCUCCACUGCCUUUGCUGGGCCCUACACCAGGGAAGACGGCUUCCUUGGCUACAAUGAGAUCUGCGAGAAACAAAGGGCCGAGGCUGGGGCGUGGAACAUUGUAUGGCAGAAGUCCCACCAGGCGCCUUAUAUGUUCCGUGACAACAUGUGGGUUGGUUACGAUGAUGACGUUUCUCUGGCCCUGAAGGUUGCUUAUGCUCAGAGUCUUGGCCUCGGGGGCAUCAUGAUCUGGUCCAUAGACACUGAUGACUUCACAGGUGUCUGCUCGCCGAAGAACAUCAGGUUCCCACUCCUGCGCGCCAUCAAUGGUGCCCUCGCUCUCAAUGCUGAUAAGCGCCCUCAGGCCACUCCUGCCCUACCCAAGCCAGUCUCACCACCAGUCUCGCCGCCAGUCUCGCCACCAGUCUCACCGCCUGUCUCACCGCCAGUCUUGCCACCAGUUUCACCAACGAGACCCACUCAACCAUCGAGACCAAUUCUACCAAUUCCGACUAAGCCUGUGGAUAUUGAUCACGAUGACACUGAUCACGAUGAUAAAAUUGACUUGGAUGAUGAUGAUGGUAAAAUUGACUUGGAUGUGGACAAUGAUCUCAAUAACUACAAAUAUAAUACUGACAGUAGCAGGUCUUCAAAGGUUGGUGCUGGAGGAGGGUCGAGCACAUUCACACCAGCGCUCUCCAUCUUGGUGGCACUUGUGAUGGCAGCUGUAGUGGCCCGCUGAUCUUUCUUAAUGAGCUAAAUCUCAGUGCUCUUUUUAUCAACUCUCUUUGGAGAACUACAAACCAGUUAUACUCCUUGUUUAGUUCUUCAACACAAUUUCCAAUUCCUUUCAAAGUUCCAGAGUUAUUUAAUCCAAGUCUGUUUUUAAAACUAUUCCUGUGUUUUCUGUAACAUGUAUUUAGACAGUGUUUCCUCUCAAGUUUUGAGGAAAUGAACAGCAGCCUCUAUUUAGAUCUCUCUUUAUUGCGCUCCGUCAUUUAUGUGCUGCUUUCCUUGACUGUAUAUUUCACAUAUAAAAUAUUUAAGUUUUCACAGCUUUGUUAUCUAUUAUACAACAUUAUAUAAUUUCUUUACUAUUUCCAUACUGUCAAUCUCUUGAUAUAAAAUAUAUCUUAGCACUGGCUUCUUUGCAUCUGCAUAUUCCUACACUAAGUCUUUAGACAUAUAGUAUAUAUCUUAAUAUAUCAAUUUACAACAUUUUCUUCGUGUAGAUAUCUUUUCUAUAUUGAUAUUAAAUAAAUCUUGGCUAAUCAGGAAAACCUUUUCACACAGAACAUAUUUAAAUAUAAUAUUCCUUAAUUGUCUCCCCCUAAGAAACUUGCAAAGGCCUCUCAAAUUUUGUUGUCACACCUGUCAUAAGUGCAUUCAUCACUCGCCUGUGAAUGACAAUAAUAAUUAUUUUCUUUAUAAUGGUCAUAAUAGCAAACAGAUAUUAUAUAUACAUAUAGUAGAAAUGCAGUACACAUAAUCUUACAUGCAUGCAUACUGAACAUAUGAAUAUACAUUAAAGUUUAUAUAUGCAAAUCGUUUUAGAUCUUACAAUAUCUGUGGAAAGUAUAACUGUAGUUUAUUUUGUUUCAAUAAAUUGAGUUUUGAGACAAUUUUGUCCUGUAUGCUACUGUAUUUGGCAACAUCACUCUUGCUUAACACAAGGUUGAGAACACCAAAUAAUUUAUCAUUAUAGGGAAAGUAUACACAUUUUUGUCAAAUGUUGAAAGUCUUUCAAAAUUGUUAUUUUCAAUUUAGUAUAGAGCUAAGAAUGUACUGUAUAUUGAUAAAGUUGCAGUGCAGCAUCAGUCCACAUAUUCAAAUAAAGUUUGGUGUUGCUACAACUUGUCUCCCGAAUUGUCCUGCAUUUCCAAAAGGAUUUAUUCAGGUUUACAGAAGUUAUUAAUACUGUAGAGGAUGUUAUAUUAUACAAAAUAUUUGACUUUUAAUCAUGUUGGCAGUUUAGAGUACAGUACUUAACUUUUAUACAAAAAAUUGUGGGUACAUGCACAGGUGUUUGUAAUAUACAUAGAUGUGUGUAACUUAAAUUAGUACAUAAUGAAUAUUACAUAUUCUUGCAAAGAUGUAAAUAAAGAUUUAACUAAUUAGUUU
This is a messenger RNA of Procambarus clarkii (red swamp crayfish), 3056 nucleotides long. RefSeq names its product chitinase-3-like protein 1. Gene Ontology annotation, cellular component: extracellular region. The record is from RefSeq and is a predicted model, not a curated record. Gene Ontology annotation, molecular function: chitinase activity; chitin binding. Gene Ontology annotation, biological process: chitin catabolic process; carbohydrate metabolic process. Lineage: Eukaryota; Metazoa; Arthropoda; Malacostraca; Decapoda; Cambaridae.